GUACACUAGCGCUACACAACAGCGCUGUCAACUGAAACAAAAUCGUGUCGCUCGUCGGAUCUAACAAAGGAAAAUAAAUACAUAAUUUAAAAAACCAAAGAAGAAGACCACAAACCACUGUAAUAUUAGGACAGAACUUGCUAUUGACUUGACACGGAUACCUGACGUGUCGUUGUAAUGUUGGUUGGUUAGCUAGUUAGUGUUAACUGGUCGCGGUGUGAAUUGUUUGUUUUAAAUUGACUUAUUACAAUCUGGUAUUUACUAAACUGGAUUGACUUCUGCCUGUAACUGCCCGCUACACAACACUGUUCUGGUGUUUACCUGUUCAUCGCGGUUGAGUUUAACCUCUUUUUACAUCUUGGCGAGAUCUAAUCUGCCAAACCAGUACCAAAAUGUCAAAAUACACCACUUUUGCUGAUGCAGCUGAUGACCAUAAUCCAUUUCAGGAUCCAUCAGUGACUCAGCACAGCAGCAACACUGGCUAUGCCACGCUGGACCUCUACAACCCAUUUGACAACAACACAACAGCGCCUCCACCACCCUAUGAAGCCACAUCUCCUGCUGCACCUCCUGCCCAGACGCCUCCCAGCAGGACCACACCAACCGAGCCCAGGAAUUAUGGAUCCUAUGGAACACAGUCUGCAGUGAAUGCCACCACAGCAGAUCUUUUGAGGAAGCAGGAGGAACUAGAAAGAAAAGCAAAAGAGCUGGAGAGAAGAGAGAGAGAGCUGAAUGCACAUGCGCUUGGGUCUGGAGCCACUCGUCAGAAUAAUUGGCCCCCAUUGCCCUCCUUCUGCCCGGUGGGACCGUGCUUCUAUCAGGACAUUAAUGUGGAGAUUGGCCAAAGCUUCCAGCGCACUGUCACUACCAUGUACUACUACUGGAUGUUUACAGCAUGCACUUUGCUCUUUAAUCUCAUCUCCUGUUUGGCUAUGUUCUGUGCGGAUCCCAUUAAUGGAGUUGGUUUCGGCCUUGCCAUACUCUGGUUUCUCCUCUUCACCCCCUGCUCCUUUGUUUGUUGGUACAGGCCUGUGUACAAAGCCUUCAGGAGUGACAGUUCCUUCAACUUCUUUGCAUUUUUCUUUGUCUUCUUCGCCCAACUGGUGCUUUAUGUUAUCAUGACUGUCGGUAUCCCUGGCUGGGGCUUCAGUGGGUGGAUCGUGAGUUUAGCCGCUCUUAGCAAGAACAAGGCAGUGGGUGCGAUCAUGAUGAUAAAUGCUGUGCUCUUCACCGCUCAGGCGGCCAUGGGAGUGGUGUUGCUCAAGAGGGUUCAUUCUAUGUACAGGCAGACCGAAGCGAGCUUUAAGAAGGCCCAGGCUGAGUUUGCUACAGGUGUGCUUUCCAAUCAGGCAGUGCGCCAGGCAGCCACCAAUGCCACUGUUUCUGCCGCACAAGGCGCCUUCACCGCACCCCGGUAGAGAGACCUGAAUGAAA
This is a messenger RNA of Sinocyclocheilus anshuiensis, 1434 nucleotides long. RefSeq names its product secretory carrier-associated membrane protein 3-like. The transcript is spliced from 9 exons. Gene Ontology annotation, biological process: protein transport. Gene Ontology annotation, cellular component: trans-Golgi network membrane; recycling endosome membrane. The coding region runs from base 393 to 1418 and encodes 341 amino acids. The record is from RefSeq and is a predicted model, not a curated record. NCBI's taxonomy places the organism in Eukaryota, Metazoa, Chordata, Actinopteri, Cypriniformes, Cyprinidae.